AUGGCGGCCGGGGGUCCCGUCCAGGAGCUCUGCGAGGAAGUCACUUGUCCCAUCUGCCUGGAGCAUUUCCAGGAUCCCAUGAUCAUUGCAGAGUGCGGCCACAAUUUCUGCCGAGCCUGCCUGGCCAGGUACUGGAGGGAGGCGUCGGCAGCAGCAGCAUCCUGCCCUGUGUGCCAACAAAGCGCCCAGCCGGGGCACCUCCGCCCGAAUCGGCAGCUGGCCAACGUGGUCGAAAUUGCCAAGAAACUCAGUCUGCAGGGGGAGCGUGGGGCGGAAAGCAAGGGGGGCGUCUGCGAGAAGCACCGGGAGCCCCUGAAGCUCUUCUGCAAGGACGACGGAGCCCCCAUCUGCGUGGUCUGCGACCGGUCCAAGGAGCACCGCGACCACCGGGUCAUCCCCGUGGAAGAGGCUGCCGAAGAGUAUAAGCCGAGAUCUCGAGGCUCAUUUGCAAGAAAGGAAGCUCCCUGGGGCUGCUCGACAACGAAACUGAACUUUUGCAACCCCACCCUUACGGCGGCCGGGGGUCCCGUCCAGGAGCUCUGCGAGGAAGUCACUUGUCCCAUCCUCCUGGAGCAUUUCCAGGAUCCCAUGAUCAUUGCAGAGUGCGGCCACAAUUUCUGCCGAGCCUGCCUGGCCAGGUGCUGGAGGGAGCCGUCGGCGGCAAGGGCUACCUGUCCUGUGUGCAAGCAAAGCGCCCAGCCCAGGAACCUCAACCCUAAUCGGCAGCUGGCCAACGUGGUCGAAGUAGCCAAGAAACUCAGUCUGCAGGUGGAGUGUGGGGUGGCAAGAAAGGGGGCGGAAGGAAAGGGGGGCGUCUGCGAGAAGCACCAGGAGCCCCUGAAGCUCUUCUGCAAGGACGAUGAAGCCCCCAUCUGCGUGGUCUGCGACCGAUCCAAGGAGCACCGCGACCACCGGGUCAUUCCCGUGGAAGAGGCUGCCGAAGAGAGCAAGGAUAAAUUACGUGGCUACGUUGAGAUUCUGAGGAAGGAGAGAGAUAAAAUUCUGGCCCGUAAAGCAGACACGGAAAAGGAAACCCAAGGCAUGCUUGAGCAAACAGAAUAUGUGAGGGAGAAGUCAGCGGCUGAGUUCAGGAAACUGCGCCAGUUUCUGGAGGAACAGGAGCAACGUCUGCUGGCCCAGGUGGAGGAGGUGGAGAAGGAGAUUGCAAGAGAAAGGGACCAGCACCUGGCCAGACUCUCUGUGGAACUCUCCUCUCUUGAAAGUCUCAUCCAGGAGAUGCGGGAGAAGAUUCAGCAGCCAGCCACUGAACUACUGCAGGACAUCAAAAGCACCUUGGAGAGGUAUAAGGAGAAAGAAGAGUUUGGGAAUUUAGUCACUUUUUAUCGAGAUCUCAUAUGGAGGAUCAACAAAAUUGACAACUUUCUGGAGGCUGAUCUGAAACAAUUCAAAGACGCGAUGUCAUCUGAGCUUCAGCUGCAGGAAGAUAAAUUGAAUGUGACUCUGGAUCCUGACACGGCCCAUCCCAAACUCUUCCUGUCUGAGGAUAGGAAGAGCGUGAGACUGGGAAAGAAGGAUCAACGUCUGCCCAACAAUCCUGAGAGAUUUGAUGAAGAAACUGUGGUGCUGGGACGUGAGGGGUUCCCAUCAGGCCGACAUUUCUGGGAAGUCGCUGUGGAAGGUGUGGGAAAGUGGGCUGUUGGGGUGGCCAGAAAGUCUGUGAGGAGGAAGGGAGCGGUCAUCUUUAGUCCUGAGGGAGGAAUCUGGGCUGUGGGGAAAAUCAGUAGUUAUUACAUGGCUUUCAGUCACCCUGAGAGGUGUGUUCUUGACCUGAAUGGAAAGCUCAAAAGGAUCCUAGUGGCUCUGGACUUUGCUGGGGAGCGAGUAGACUUUUCCGACCCUGACACAGCGGCCCCUCUCUACACAUUCAAGAGAGCCUCUUUCCAGGGGGAGACACUUUUCCCCUUCUUUUAUAUUUUUGGAGAGGGCUACCUCAGACUUUCUCGAAAUCUCAGCACUGGGGCCUACUUUCUGAUAGACUGA
Messenger RNA from Euleptes europaea (tarantolino), 2001 nucleotides. Its product is annotated as E3 ubiquitin-protein ligase TRIM7-like. Lineage: Eukaryota; Metazoa; Chordata; Lepidosauria; Squamata; Sphaerodactylidae. Gene Ontology annotation, molecular function: protein binding; zinc ion binding. The record is from RefSeq and is a predicted model, not a curated record.